AUGCUCACAGACCUUGAACUUCCGAAAGUAAUGACACCACACGCAACUUUGACUGAGGACUUUCCGGUCCCAGUCGUGACUUCAGAAAUCGACAAGGGAGCUACAAUUUCUAGCGACGGCGACAGCAAGCCAAGUCGACGGUUGAAUGUCCCAGCCCUAGAGCCACACCACCACGUGGGCGCCUGUACACGCUUGCGGUCGAUGCUCGCAAAUAGCGACCAGCUUAUCGUGUGUCCCGGCGUCUACGACGGUCUAAGUGCGCGGAUCGCCCUAGAUGUAGGCUUCGAUGCCUUGUACAUGACCGGCGCAGGUACCACAGCAUCGCGACUAGGGCAGGUAGACCUAGGCAUCGCCCAGCUAGCAGAUAUGCGAGCGCACGCUGAGAUGAUCGCAAACUUGGACGAAAGCAUCCCCUUGAUUGCAGACAUGGACACUGGAUUCGGCGGGCCGUUGCUAAUCGACAGAGCCGUCAAAGAAUACUCUCGCGCCGGAGUCGCAGCUUUCCAUAUCGAGGACCAGCUGCUAGCCAAAAGAUGCGGUCAUCUGGCACGGAAGGAUGUUGUCGAGAUAGAGGAAUACCUCGUCCGAAUCCGCGCCGCCAAACAAGCCAAAGAAAAGAUUGCCAGCGACAUCGUCAUCAUUGGCCGCACCGAUGCUCUCCAAAAGCACAGCUACGAUGAAGCCAUCAAGCGGCUUCGAGCUGCGCGGGAGGCGGGUGCAGAUGUGGGUCAAUUGGAGGGUGCGACGAGUAAGGAGAUGGCCAGGCAGGCCGUGAAAGAUCUCGCGCCUAUGCCGCUGUUGCUGAACAUGGUGGAGCACGGAGCUACGCCCAUUAUCACCACGAAAGAGGCAAAAGACAUGGGUUACAGGGUCAUGAUUUUCUCGUUUGCGUGUCUUGGCCCGGCCUUUGUAGCGAUUCGGGAGACUUUGCAGAAGCUUAAGCAUGAGGGUGUGACGGGUAUUCCGGAAGACGUGAAGCCCAAGACGAUUCUCGAUGUUUGUGGGUUACAGGAGGCACAGGAGCUGGACCGAGAGGCUGGAGGAUGUAUGAGACCGGCUUAA
Fulvia fulva is the source of this 1062-nucleotide messenger RNA. Its product is annotated as Carboxyvinyl-carboxyphosphonate phosphorylmutase. The transcript is spliced from 2 exons. The record is from RefSeq and is a predicted model, not a curated record. NCBI's taxonomy places the organism in Eukaryota, Fungi, Ascomycota, Dothideomycetes, Mycosphaerellales, Mycosphaerellaceae. The coding region runs from base 1 to 1062 and encodes 353 amino acids. Gene Ontology annotation, molecular function: catalytic activity.